Oncorhynchus masou masou (cherry salmon) is the source of this 4203-nucleotide messenger RNA. RefSeq names its product ribose-phosphate pyrophosphokinase 1-like. The record is from RefSeq and is a predicted model, not a curated record. The transcript is spliced from 7 exons. Gene Ontology annotation, cellular component: ribose phosphate diphosphokinase complex; cytoplasm. The coding region runs from base 185 to 1147 and encodes 320 amino acids. Lineage: Eukaryota; Metazoa; Chordata; Actinopteri; Salmoniformes; Salmonidae. Gene Ontology annotation, biological process: 5-phosphoribose 1-diphosphate biosynthetic process; purine nucleotide biosynthetic process; ribonucleoside monophosphate biosynthetic process. Gene Ontology annotation, molecular function: ribose phosphate diphosphokinase activity; ATP binding; magnesium ion binding.
AAGGCGCAUGCGUGAAGAAGUGAACGAUGGUGGACAUGUAGGCAACGCAUCAAGCUCGAUGAUAUCUAUCGACUAGCGAUCGAUUUCUAACAGUUCACUAGAACUAAUAGAUCGUAUAUCACUUAUUUGCAGCUACUAGCAUUGUAGCUAGCUUCCGUAGAACGAAGCCCUGGAACAUACAAAAAUGCCGAACAUUAAGAUAUUCAGCGGUAGCUCGCAUCGGGAACUGUCUCACAAAAUUGCUGACCGUCUUGGGAUGGAACUCGGGAAGGUUGUCACCAAGAAAUUCAGCAAUCAAGAAACAUGUGUUGAGAUCGGGGAGAGUGUCCGUGGAGAGGAUGUCUACAUCGUACAGAGCGGCUGUGGGGAGAUCAAUGAUAAUCUGAUGGAGCUGCUGAUUAUGAUCAAUGCGUGUAAGAUCGCCUCGGCCUCCCGGGUCACAGCCGUCAUCCCCUGCUUCCCCUACGCACGGCAGGACAAGAAGGACAAGGUGGGGAGUCGGGCGCCCAUCUCAGCCAAGCUGGUGGCUAACAUGCUGUCUGUGUCUGGGGCUGACCACAUCAUCACUAUGGACCUCCACGCCUCACAGAUCCAGGGUUUCUUCGACAUCCCGGUGGAUAACUUGUAUGCUGAGCCUGCUGUACUGAAGUGGAUCAAGGAGAACAUCGCCGAGUGGAAGACCUGCACUAUCGUCUCUCCAGACGCAGGUGGAGCCAAGAGAGUGACGUCCAUAGCGGACAGGCUCAACGUGGACUUUGCUCUGAUCCACAAAGAGAGAAAGAAGGCCAACGAGGUGGAUCGCAUGGUGCUGGUCGGGGACGUCACGGAUCGGGUGGCCAUCUUGGUGGAUGACAUGGCAGACACCUGUGGUACUAUCUGUCACGCGGCCGACAAGCUGAUCUCAGCUGGUGCUACCAAGGUGUAUGCCAUCCUGACCCACGGUAUCUUCUCUGGCCCGGCCAUCUCCCGCAUCAACAACGCCUGCUUCGAGGCCGUGGUCGUCACCAACACUAUCCCUCAGGAGGAGAAGAUGAAGACCUGUCCUAAGAUACAGGUGAUUGACAUCUCUAUGAUCCUGGCUGAGGCCAUCCGCAGGACCCACAACGGGGAAUCUGUCUCCUACCUCUUCAGCCACGUCCCCUUGUAACAUCACACACACACUGAGUCACCUGGGGCACUGUUCAGUAGGGGACAACAGAACAUUCAGAACAGAUACGGCCAUAUCUCAUGCAGAAUAGGGACUUUGGGGAACAGAUAUGAUUGUCUUUCAGAUAGACUAAGGAAAGCAGAGUAGGCUCUUCAGUUCUAUGCCCAGUAUUCUGGAAUGUUUCUCAUCGCUGAAUAGAUUCCAGCCCUACUGUUCUGUUACACCAGAAAAAGGAGAGGGAAUGUCCUAUACAAACACCAGUGUUGGGCUCGAUUCCAUUUCAAUUCCAACCCUACUAUUCUGUUACACCAGAAAGAGGAGGAGAGGGAAUGUCCUAUACAAACACCAGUGUUGGGCUCGAUUCCAUUUCAAUUCGAGAAGUAUACUGACUAGAGGUCGACCGAUUAUGAUUUUUCAACGCCGAUUAUUGGAGGACAAAAAAAGCCGAUAAUCGGCCGAUUUUAUUAGGGGGGAAAAAUGUUUUAUGUAUCUAUAUAUCAUACACACACACACACAUAUUUUUGUAAUAAUGACAAUUGCAACAAUACUGAAUGAACAAUGAACACUUAUUUUAACUUGAUUCAUAAAUACACACACACACACACACACACAGCUCUGAAGUGACAAUGAUACUGAAGAGUCUGCUUAGGAGACAAAUACUCUCAACUGUUUGAGUAAAAAUAGAGUUUAAGUUACCUGUGAUGAAUGUUGAAAACAAAAACUUUAAUUUCUAUAUGGAGGAAAUCCUAUUUUAAUAAUGGACAUGGUAAGAAUUGACAACCAAAGUACGAGUCAUAAUUCCCAUGACACCUUCUAGCAAAAUCUGUGGUUCCUUCAUUUAUUCCAUAGGAUAUUUUUAGAUUCACUUAAAAUAAGGUCUGUGUUUCGUGUAGGUUUACACCACCGUGCCAAUUUUAGAACUGUGUAGAUAUCCAUAGGACAAGGUAACUGAUCAAUAUUGGCUAAAUAUAAGCGAAGAUAAAAAAAAUUGUAGAGUGGAUUUCUGAAAAUAUGUUGACAAACGUUACCUUAUCCAAGUGAGAUUUACAGGGGUGUCAAAACGCAGAGGCGGUUUAAGCCUGCACGAAACACAGACCUUAUUUGAAGUAGAUCAAGACAUUCUCUAUGGAAGACAUGAACGGUAACGAAGGAACCCCUUUCAAAUUCAGCCGCAAGUUACUACAGGAAUUAUAACGCGUCGACUAUCUCUCUAAACCACAUACCUUUGACUAAUCCGGAAACUAGCACCUCGAAAACAAAACGUUUAUUCCGUUCCGUAUUUUAUCUAACGGGUGGCAUCAAUGAGUCUAAAUAUUCCUGUUACAUUUCACAACCUUCAAUGUUAUGUCAUAAUACCGUAAAAUUCUGGCAAUUUAGUUCGCAAAGAGCCAUGCGGACCAAACUGUUGCAUAUACCCUGACUGCGUGCAAUGAACGCAAGAGAAAUUACACAAUUUCACCUGGUUAAUAUUGCCUGCUAACCUGGAUUUCUUUUAGCUAAAUAUGCAGGUUUAAAAAUAUAUACUUGAAUAUAUACUUGUGUAUUGAUUUUAAGAAGGGCAUUGAUGUUUAUGUCUAGGUACACAUUGGAGCAAUGCCAGUCAUUGAUUGAUUGUUUUUUUAUAAGAUAAGUUUAAUGCUAGCUAGCAACUUACCUUAGCUUACUGCAUUCGCUAACAGGCAGGCUCUUCGUGGAGUACAAUGUAAUCAGGUGUUAGAGCAUUGGACAAGUUAACUGUAAGGUUGCAAUAUCGAAUCGCCCGAGCUGACAAGGUUAAAAAUCUGUCGUUCUGCCUCCUAGGCCGUCAUUGAAAAUAAGAAUGUGUUCUUAACGGACUUGCCUAGUUAAAUAAAGAUUGAAGGUGUAAAAAAAUAAAUAAUAAUAAUCGGCAAAUCGGUGCCCAAAAAUACCGAUUUCCGAUUGUUAUGAAAAAUCGUGUCCAAUUUCAAGUUAUCGGCCGACCUCUAAUACUGACAUUCCAAUUCUUUUAAUCAGGACAUUUUGGAAUUGGAUUUGGAAUUAGGUUUACUUUCUGAAUUGAGGUUUAAAUUGAAUUGACCCCAACGGGGAGAAACACCCAUUAUAUUAGCAUCGCUCUGCUGCUAUCGCUAACUAACCACAUAAUAAUUAGGAUUAACGUUUAUUAAUAAUGAUGACAUGUUCAUUUUAAGUCCCUCUCUCACCCAUAAACAGUGUUUGCAUCCCAAAUGGAACCUUUUUCCUACAUAGUGAACUUCUUUUGACUUGUGCCCUAUGGGCCCUGGUCAAAAGUAGUGCACUGCAUGGGGAAUAGGGUGCCAUAUGGGACUAUCAGGGACAAGAGGUCCGUGUUGAUGAUUCAUUGUGAGUGGGUGAACUCACCUAAUGCCAACAGUUGUUCAUGAUAAGGCUGCUACAAUACUUCUGUUACAAAAAGAGGGCGAGAGACAGUUGGAUGCUGACUGACUUCAGGUAUUUUUAUUAUUUAGUUUUUCUUUUUGAUUGGGUUGAAAGAUGAGACUCAUAAUGUUGUUAAGUGAAUGAGUUAUAGUGGACAGUGAUGUUCAUCUGGGUGAUUCAUAAGUCUUUUUAAAGGGGCAAUCUGGGAUUGGUACUUCUAAUGUUUGGACAUGAUGGUAAAUAGCCCACUGAUUGUUGAAGAUUUUAACUUAUAAAUGCCUCCAUGAUCUGCAUCCCGAGCUCUGUCUAGGAAUUUGAGAGUGGGGACAUAACUCCAACCCCAUCCCUCACCUGUUGACCUAAACAGGUAUAGGGGGGGGGCUUUUCUAAUUGCGGAUUGCCCCUCUUAAGACUUGGGAAUCGUUCUUUCAGUGGGUGCAGAGGAGGCAGGUUUUGCUCUUCGAGGUUGCCGUCUAGAAGCUGUUGGUUUUUAGCUCUGCAGGAUGGAGCUUCCUAGAAAAGUCUCUGCUAUUUUUAUUUACUUAAUUUCUUUCAAUAACAUUUGUAUAAUACUCUCGAAAGAGUGGUAUCUGUCUGACUUUAAAGUUUCAUGUACAGUUGAAGUUGUAAGUUUACAUCCACUCAGGUUGGAGUCAUUAAAACUCAUUUUUCAGCCA